Messenger RNA from Lytechinus pictus (painted urchin), 5636 nucleotides. RefSeq names its product tubulin-specific chaperone cofactor E-like protein. The record is from RefSeq and is a predicted model, not a curated record. The coding region runs from base 238 to 1551 and encodes 437 amino acids. The transcript is spliced from 8 exons. NCBI's taxonomy places the organism in Eukaryota, Metazoa, Echinodermata, Echinoidea, Temnopleuroida, Toxopneustidae.
UGGCGGGAAGAGGGCAGAAGAGAUUGAGCUUUUGAAGAAGAAGGUUGUCUUCCCGUGUUAGUUUCAGUCAAAGUACAACUCAACAUAACAAUACUGUAAUUACCAGAGUGCAUUAAACCAGAGAUACUGAGAGGUGUGGGCGCUUCAGGAGUUUCAGCAGAAGGACGUAGACUGUGUUGCCGGCUGCAGCGGAGGGCUGAGAGUUAUUUAUGCCAGAGGUCUGGUAUAUGAGGGACGAUGGCUGAAAAGGAAGGAGAAUAUAACUCACUGAUCGAUGCCAUAUUGACCAAAUAUGGAAACAUGGAAUCUGGUCUUCAUGAUAUGGGAGAUGUUAAGGUCUAUUUCAGUGCUCCUGCAAAGAAAUCAAAACCAACGCAAGAUGACACAACAGAUCUAAAGCUACCUAAUAUCUUGGUCCUGAAUCGAUGCAAGAUCCAGAGAGCUGGAGAUGAAGAAAAGCUGGCUGAACUCUGUAAACGUGUUCAAGAGCUUGACUUAGCUGAGAAUGCUCUAGACAACUGGCAAGAGGUUGUGAACAUCACCAGUAAGCUUCCGAGUUUAGAGUUCAUCAACCUCAGCUCAAAUCCAUUACACCUGGCCCCACCCCUAGAAACCCCCUUAGCAACUGCAGGAAGUCUAGUCACUAUGGAUAAUGUACAGCGACUGGUUUUGAAUAAUACCAAACUAUGUUGGGAAUCUAUACAUAGUCUUCUCACUGUUAUGCAGAGAUUAAAGGAACUUCAUCUAAGUCUGAACGAGUUGAGCAAGGUAACCCCAGGAGACUGCACUCACGGGAACCUGAAACUCCUUCAGUUCAAUAACAAUCAAGUCAGAGACUGGCAGGACAUAGAAAAACUAGGUAACAUGUUCCCUGAACUUGAGACGCUUAUCCUCAUGGAAAACCCUAUCACGACAUUAGGGAAUAAUCCCGGAGAUGCAUUCCCAAACCUCAAGGUUUUAUGCCUCAAUGAGACGUUAGUCGAUUCGUGGGACGAACUAGAUAAGUUGAAUGCAUUCCCUUCUCUGACGGAAGCCCUGGUCAAGGGCAUCCCAUUGCUGUGUGUGACGGGGAAGGGGGAUAAGGCAGAGAAGCAGAUUAGGCAGCUGGUUGUCGCUAGGUUGGGCAACCUAGAGAGACUGAAUAGGAGCGUUAUCACAGAGACCGAGAGGGAGCAAGCGGAGAGAAUGUUCAUCAGGAAGUUUAGAGAUGGUGAUGAAAGACCUACAAGGUAUGAUGAACUGAUCGCUAAACAUGGGAACAUCCAAGAGCUAGCCAAGGUGGAUCUAUCCCCACGCACUACUUACGACUGUAAAAUCUCAUACAAUAACAAAUCCUACGACAUCACCAUCAACGUCAAAGACAAUGUUCGACAACUCAACAAGCAAAUCAGCGCCAUCAUCGGCCUCCCACCAAAUAAGUUCCGCGUGUACUUCGAAUCUACCGACAAAUCACACUUGUAUAGUAACGAGUGGCUUAGGUACCCUAAUAGGUUUUUACAUAAUUACAAGAUUAGCGAUGGUGAUACUUUUGUCAUUGCCUGCCAUUCAUAGGAUAUGCAGUAGCUGCUUAUCAAGGCCAGUGUUCAGAAGGUAAAUUGCCAACUCGUCCACUCAUUACAUGGUCUACCUUCUUUAGUUUAAUGCCAUCAACAUUUCGUCUCACAACCAUUUGGUCCAAUAACCAUUGGUCCAGUCAUCACUUCAUCUAAUCACCAGUUCGUCUAUGACCAUUUCGUCCAAUAACCAGUUGGUCUAAUAUCCUUUACAUUUUCAUUCUUUUCGCGCAAUAUACACUUAGUCCAAUUAUACAAAUGGUAUAUGGACUAAAUGGCUAUUGGACCGACUGAUUAUUAGACGAAAUGAUGAGUGAACAAAAUAGCAAUUGGACCAUGUGGAUAGUGGACAAACUGAUGGUAGACCAAAUGAUAGUAGACAAGUUGGUAAUUGGACAAAAUAGCAUUAGACCAAUUGAAAAUAAACCAUUCUGAAUAGGACAUAGCAUUAGCAAUACAAAGGUGAGAAAACCUGGUAUCUCAUAAGAGUUAAAGGAGUGGUGAUUGACCAUGCUGUCCCUAAGUUAGGACUACUGGUAACGUUUUCUGGUGCUAAAUCCAAGAGCAGUUUCACAAAGCAUUAACCGCUUGUCAAGACCAAAUGCUCUGAAUAGUAUGUGAAUAUGCUAGGGGUGAGGAAACCUUGUAUCUCAAAAGAGUUAAAUUGGCUGAUGAUUCAUGAGGCAGUUCCUAAGUAACAUAGCAGCUUCAUUACUCUCCAAGACAACGUGUACGCCUUUUGGGAGAGUACAUCUGCAAGGUUCAAGAUUACUGACCCUUUCUGGUGCUAAAUCCAAGAGCAAUUUCAUAAAGCUGUUCGAAAGUUACAGACUACUGCUGACCCCUUCCCUCGCUACACCUUGGAGCCAUUUCAUAAUGCUCUUCAUAAUUUAUGCAUGAUCGGUGAUCCUUUCUUGCGCUAUUUAAGAGCUCCUCCCGAAUACCCUGCUUUAGUAUAAUGGGAGUGAACUAUGUGUAAUUCUCUUCAAAUCUUGUAAAUAAUAAACUUUUUCCUCAAAUGUUUGCUAUCAAUGAGAAUUUUAAUCUACAAAAAAAUCUGCUUUACAUAUAUAGAGCAUCUGAUAAGCAGAAGGAAGGGUCACCAGGGGCCAGUCUUUCAAAAAGUUGUGAUUAAUUCAAUCAAUCGCAACUAUGGAAAGCCAACAAAGUCAACAUGAAAUGCAUGUUUGCUCAAGAAUUUCUCUGCAUAUGAAUGUAUAUCCAUAAAUUCAUUGGUGUGUUCUCCUUUGUUUACAAAGGACAUUUUGCAAAUUUCCUGUAGAAAAAAUUAUGACACUGAUGGGGUUCCAUAGUUACGUUUGAUUGGAUCAAUCAUAACUCUUUGUAAAGACGGGGCCCAGUAGUGCAUAAAGAUCGGCAUAACUUACACACGGCUUUAUGAAGUAGUAGUGAAAGUAGUUCAGUCAUUCUUCAAUCCUGGUGACCCCAUGGACAAACUUUCUCCAUGCUGUUCUAUGCUUGGUUCUCUCAAAGAUUUUCCAGUUUCUUUAGUAAUUCCUUCCAGCCAUCUAUUCCUCUGUCUUCCUCUUCUCCUUCUAAGCUUUAUGAAACAGCCCCCAAAUUAAGCCCAAGAAACGAUCACCCAUCGUUUGUAAAGCCGAGCAUAAUAUAUGAACAGCUUUUGAAACGGCCCUUAGAUUUAGCACAAGAAAUUUUCAAAAGUCAAGCGUAAAGUCGGGCGCUUUAUGUGAACAGCUUAACGAUGCACCCAUCGAGUGAUGGCUGUUGUUCCACAGCCGUUGGGACAUUCCGCCUUUCAACAUGGUGUCAUGCUUUUAUUUGUUGACCUUGAGAGCUAGGGUUCUACUGGAUAUCACUUGAUUAAAUACAUGUAUUUAGUCAUUAAGACCAUGAAAUGAUAUUUCUCCAUUAUGAGAUAUAAGACCUUGUCCCCCACCGACAAUAAACCCUUUUUUAAAUUUAGAUUUUUCAUAUUUUCAUAAGAGAUUUUGAAGAUGAUGUGCUGAUGAUUGGUAUGAACUGUGUGAACUCUUACCCAUUAACCAAUAUGCAAAUCAAAAGUUGAUUUUCUCGAAGCCAAAUUAUUCAAUAGUUUUCAUGGUUUAAACUUUUUUGACAUUGUUGAAAAGCUACAACUGGCCCAAUAUAGAGUUCAGUUAUUUUCUUAGAUAAAUCACAACUCUAACUUUAUACAUGCAGCUCCAACUUGCCAUUGCAUAAGUUUUUGUAGGCUUAGGCCCUGUUCCACAAAGCCUAUUCAUUAAUCAUACAGUUAAUUUGUAUGCUUGAUUGCACACAAUAGGCAAUGCAAUCAAUCAUGUUUAAUAAUCAGUGCUAUGAGCAAUCGCCAUGCUUUUAGUUACUUGGCUUUAGGUCCAAGGUACAUUACAGAUAAAACAUGAUUUGGAGUUAACUCAGUUUCAUUAGGCAUAAAAAAAAUGUUUUAUGUACAUACGGGGUGGAUGAUUGGAGUAUAUUUCUUUAUGAUGUGAUGAGGGUGAUCCUUUAAUCCUGUAAUUGUAUCUAUAUGAAUUUCUCACUGUGCACAUUGUAUAUCAGACUGCCAUGAACAGAAAUAUUUGCCAUUCAAUGCUAAGUACUUUGCCAAGAUAUUUAUACAUUUCAUUUUGAUAUUUGAUACGAGUACUUUAUCAUUCAAAGUAUAGUUCAGUCUGUAUAUUAAGUCAUGUAUCUGUUUCACAGAUUCAAUGGCAAGUAAUCCGAACUCUGGUUUAAUUUCAACUCUGGUCUAAAAUUGUGUUCUCCUUUCUUUACAAAGGACAUUUUGCAAAUUUCCUGUAGAAAAAAUGAUGACACUGAUGGAUUUCCAUAGAGUUACGAUUGAUUGGAUCAAUCUUAACUCUUUGUAAGACGGGGUCCUGUACUGUUGGAGAUUUGUGUAAAGAAAGGAGAAUACCCCAAAUUGUCAAGAAAUCAAUGAAUUUAUGAAUAUACAUUCAUAUCUAAAUUUUUUUUAAACAAACAUGCAUUUUAGAUGUUGACUUUGCUGGCUUUCCAUAGUUGUGAUUGAUUGGAUCAAUCGCAACUCUUUGUAAGACGGGGCCCAGGUUUGAUUUAUAUUUAAUCUGUUACUCUCAGAUCAUUUUAAACAGUCUGGGAAAGUGGGAAUAAUACUUGAAUUAGUUUACCUUUGCCAUUAGAGAGCAUUACGAAAGAACAGUCUGAAUACAAGAAAAAUACACUGCUAUCAAGAUUUUGACAUUUUUUGGCAUCGAUUAUUUUAGCACAGAGUUAGACCAUGGCCUAAGUAGAACCCUGCUUCAGAAUACGGGCCAAUAAGUCUUAAUAGAUGUAAUGUUUCUUCCAAUGUCAUCUAUUUCCAUGUAAAACAUGGAGAGAUGUAUAUAUACAAAGCUUUCAUUGCACUUAUUAUAUAUUUGAGAAGGGAAGGUGGGAGGGGAGUACAAUUUCCCAUAAAUGUAAUCAUGCGCAGAUCCCAUUUUUAAAAACCUGACAGCUGCCCAGUUUCGGUUGUGCAGUAAUUGACACGCAUGCAUGAAUACUAAAUGAAAAUUCCUGAUUUUUUUUUACAUAAUGAUGUGCUUUCAUUAUAAUGAGAGCUUUCAAUAAUACAUUGCUCUGUUUAUACACUCAGAUGGAAUAAAUGUUGUUAACUAUGUUUAAUUACAAAUCGAUUUCCAGUGAAGGAAAUUAGGGGCCUUGUAAUAGCAGAGUGUUAUAACCUAAUGUGCCUUUACAUAUUUGUGAUAAACUUUCAUAAAAUGAAAUCGCAACUGAAGGAGCAAGGAAUAAGUAAUGAAUUCAAAUCCCUUUAUAUGACAGUUGGAGCAUGCAUUCCUAACGAAUGUCUCCUUUAAUUAAUGCCUUCUGAUAAGCAUUGUAAAUAUAUGCAAACAAAAACAAAACAAAAAUUGUUGACCAUAAAAAAGUGAAAUUUUAUCAGCUAUUUAAGCAGAUAUGAAGCAUAUAUGAAGAAAAGUUUGUUGUAAAAAUAGCAGAAAAAAAUAAUUUAAAAAAUAUUGGCGAAGGUUUGAGGAAAAUCUGAUAAAGAUUAAGAAAGUUAUUUGAAUUUUAAGUUUUGGCCCCAUAUGUAAUGCAAUAUAAAAUGCAUGAAUUUCA